Charadrius vociferus (killdeer) is the source of this 2106-nucleotide messenger RNA. RefSeq names its product ankyrin repeat domain 6 (gene ANKRD6). Gene Ontology annotation, molecular function: protein binding. The transcript is spliced from 16 exons. Bases 1 to 2106 code for a protein of 701 amino acids. Lineage: Eukaryota; Metazoa; Chordata; Aves; Charadriiformes; Charadriidae. The record is from RefSeq and is a predicted model, not a curated record.
AUGAGCCAGCAGGAUGUGGUCGCUGUGCUUUCAGAACGCCUGCUCGUAGCCGCCUACAAAGGCCAAGUGGAGAAUGUGGUGCAGCUUAUCAACAGGGGUGCCAAGGUAGCGGUUACCAAGCAUGGCCGGACGCCCCUGCAUCUUGCUGCCCACAAGGGUCAUCUCCACGUUGUCCAGGUUUUGUUGAAGGCAGGUUGUGACCUGGAUAUUCAGGAUGACGGUGAUCAGACAGCAUUGCACCGGGCUGCUGUCGUAGGGAACACCGAUGUUAUAGCAACUCUGAUUCAAGAGGGGUGUGCUUUGGACAGACAAGACAAGGUAACAGGCACCGCUCUUCAUGAAGCUUGUUGGCACGGAUUCAGUCAGUCUGCCAAAGUGCUCGUUAAAGCAGGAGCCAACGUUCUUGCCAAGAACAAGGCAGGUAACACACCUCUUCACCUGGCUUGUCAGAAUAGCCAUUCCCAGAGUACUCGUGUUUUGCUACUUGGAGGAUCUCGAGCAGACCUCAAAAAUAAUGCAGGAGAUACCUGUCUGCAUGUGGCUGCUCGUUAUAAUCACUUGCCCAUCGUUAGGGUGCUGCUCAGUGCUUUUUGUUCUGUCCAUGAAAAGAACCAGGCAGGAGAUACUGCACUCCAUGUAGCUGCUGCGCUCAAUCACAGGAAGGUGGUUAAGCUGUUGCUGGAGGCAGGGGCUGAUGCGUCGGUUGUCAACAAUGCAGGACAGACCCCUCUAGAGGUUGCCAGACAGCACAAUAACCCUGAGGUUGCGCUCCUCCUCACUAAAGCAUCACAGGUCUCACGCUUUAACCGUGGAAGAAGCCUGAGGAAGAAGAGAGAGAAGCUGAAGGAGGAAAGGCGAGCUCAGUCGGUACCACGGGAUGAAGUGGUACAGAGCAAGGGCAGCAUCUCGGCUGCUGAUGACACAGGGAAGAAGAGCAAAAAGAAAAAGCCAAAGGAAAAGAUUUCGGCACUCUCAGACCCCAUCUCCCCAAAUGAUCAGCAGACUCUCUCUCGGCCUCAGCAAAACGUGCCUAAGCGCAGAAGUAAACAUCACUGCUCCUCUCCACCCCCUCCCCACGAGGUCCGAGCCUACCAGCUCUACACGCUCUACCGAGGAAAGGAUGGGAAGGUGAUGCAGGCACCGAUAAAUGGAUGUCGUUGUGAGCCCCUGAUAAAUAAGCUGGAGAAUCAGCUGGAGGCAACGGUAGAAGAGAUAAAAGCUGAGUUUGGGACAGUACAAGAUAAGAUGAAUGCUAAGCUGGGCCAGAUGGAAAGCAAAACUCAACAUCAACUCCGUGUUUUAGACAAGCUUAUGGCUGAGCGGCUGUCCGCAGAGAGAACAGAGUGCCUUCACCGCCUGCAACAGCACACUGAGCUGGAAAAAAAUGAGGGGGAGAAACGGCAGAUUUCCUUGGUCGAUGAGCUGAAGACUUGGUGCAUGUUGAAGAUUCAGAAUCUGGAGCUCAAGCUUUCUGGUGAUUCCAGGUCAUCAAGACCCAAAUCAACUUUGUCCACUUGUGAGUCUUCUGUAGGUACAGAGCAACAGUUAAUCGUUGGCGGACCGGUUUCUUCUUCUGCCCUUGCUCAAGAUGUCAGGCCAAAGGACAAAGCUGUUAGUGCCAGCACGUUCCACAGGUUCCAGCAGGAGCUGCCCUCCUCCGAGCUUUUGGGCUCCAAACUGAGACACGUUAAGGUUCAAGCUGCUUUGCAGCCCUUGACUGAACCUGCAAAGACUGAACCACAGAGCGGCUAUUUCAUCGACAAAGGAACUCAGACAAAGAAGUCCAGCAAAAGCGGGCAGUCGAGGCACAAAGCUCUGCACCACGCCGGGGCACAUCAGAGCCAGGAGCAGCAGCCCUCCGUCCUGCCUGCGGGACAGCCGCCUGCCCCACCGCUCAGAGACACCUCCCAGGCCCUGGAGAUAACACAGUACUUCUUUGAGGCCGUUUCCACACAGAUGGAGAAGUGGUAUGAACGGAAGAUAGAAGAAGCCCGGUGCCAAGCUAAUCAGAAAGCGCAGCAAGACAAAGCUGCGCUCAAGGAGCAUAUUAAAAGCUUAGAAGAGGAGCUCAGCAAAUUAAGGACUAAGUUGCAGAAAGAGAGCUAG